CGGCGAGAGGCGCCGGGAGCGCGAGCGCGGCUGGCCCCGCGGCGGAGCCCGAGAAUCCCGAGCCCGGCGGCAGAACCCACGCUUGGAAAUGCUGACAGCCAACUUCAGCACAGCUGAGCCCCACUAGACACUCAGAAACCCAUGUCUCUGGCUGCCUCCUUCAACAUGACCAACCCACAGACUGCCAUGGGAGGAGGGGCUUCCGAAGUUGAGAUCAUCUCGCAGCGAGUCGAGGAGGAGACCAAGAGCAUUGCUCCCGGGCAGCUGCUGCCCUUUGCCUACCGGGACUUGCCCCUGGCCGCCGCCGACCUCUCCACAGCCGGCUCACAGCUGCUGGUGAACCUGGGCGAAGAUGACCAGAGAGAAGGAAACUACACCCCAGUGACUUUCUCUGAAAAUGCCAUUUUCCAAGUUCUGUGCAUAGAGUCAGCAGGACACUGGGGAAAAGGACAGGCGAGCAGGUCUAACUGGCUGAAGCCGUGCUGCGGGAAGAGAGCAGCCAUGUGGCAGGUAUUUUUGCUCAGUGCAAGUCUCAACAGUUUCCUGGUAGCCUGUGUAAUAUUGGUGGUGAUUCUCCUGACUCUGGAACUUCUAAUAGAUAUAAAGCUCCUCCAGUUUUCCAGUGCGUUCCAGUUUGCCGGUGUAAUUCACUGGAUCAGUCUGGUCAUCCUCUCUGUGUUCUUCUCAGAGACUGUUCUGAGGAUCGUGGUGCUUGGGAUCUGGGAUUACAUCGAGAACAAAAUAGAGGUGUUUGACGGGGCUGUGAUCAUCCUGUCCUUGGCCCCAAUGGUGGCAUCCACUGUGGCCAACGGGCCCAGGAGCCCCUGGGACGCCAUCAGCCUCAUCAUCAUGCUCCGGAUCUGGCGAGUGAAGAGGGUCAUUGAUGCCUAUGUCUUGCCAGUGAAAGUGGAGAUGGAGAUGGUUAUCCAGCAGUACGAGAAGGCCAAGGUCAUCCAAGACGAGCAGCUGGAGAGACUGACCCAGAUCUGUCAGGAGCAAGGGGUGGAAGGUCCCUCUGAGAGCAGCUGCAGCUGCCAGGACUUGGCAGAUGGGGGUCCGAGGCCCAGAGCAGCAGACAGGUGUGUCCAGCCCUGCACGGCGGUCGGGGCCGAGGAUGAAGACAGAAGUCUCAGGGCUCUCUCAGUGCCUCCCUCCUGGACCACACUGGCCUCUGGUUACUACCGGGAGAUGGGAUUCCCUGCCUUCCUCACUGCUGCUAUUUCUUCUGACCAUGGGGCACACCUCAUUCUCAAAAGAACCCUACCCAGAAGGGAGCCCAGAGGGUCCUGGGAGGAGGGAAGACACUGGCGGUCAGUCGCACCCUUCCCAAGCCCUGGCUGGCCUGCUACAGCCGCUCCCACACGUCCUGCCCGAUGGACGCUUGCAGCCUCAGACCCCCAGGUCCAACACCCUUCAUCUGGGAAAUCCUUUCCAUUUGCUUUCCUUUUUUUCUGUCUGGAUCCUGGGCAGAAUUUUCUUAAGAGUUAGUCUCACUGGUACCCCGAUGGAUUCCAGAGGUGGAUGCCAGUGGGUGUCCUUUAGAGGAGCGGUGUGAGCUUUGGCCCCUCUCUUUGUGCCAACUGCUUCAGAAAUCAAAGCUGUUUCAGAUGCAGUGGUUAAAUCCGUGCAAUGAUACAUUCUUCCGACUCGUCUCACAAAACCACUUCUGAGAUACUUAUGCCUAGGAUCUUGCUCUAAUUGCAAAACAUAUUCUGAAGUCCGUGUUAUAUCUUCCUUUUGUGCUUUAAGCUUUACAAUAGCUUUUGGCACAAAACAGUACACUCUGACCUUGUCCACUGUCAAAGUUGGUUUCUAUUCUCUGCUGGGUCCUACAGGAAGCACAGAGGGAAAUUAAGUCUUCAUUCUUAGCACCAUUCACCCUGAGAUUGUUGGCAAAAUACUGAGCAAUCAGAGAUUCACUCUAGCGUGACUUGAGGUCCAGCCUCCAAGGAGGCCAGUGGAGCCUGGGAGCCGCUUAGGACAGACAGCCUUAGGGCUCGGGCAGCGCCAGCUCCUGGAAGAGGAGUGGCUUGUGGGCAGUGUUGGGGGUGGAGACAACGCUCUCGCACAGGGAGCCGCGGCUGGACUCAAACCCUAGCCCCACCAGCAACCAGCUGUCUCCCCUCAGUCCCUGAGCCCGGCUCUCACUGGAAAAUGGAGGCAAGGAAGCUAAUGGCACACAUGGAUCCUGUGAGGAUCAAAUUAAAUGGAGUAAAAUAUAUAAAGUCCAGCCCACUGGAGGCUCACAGUAAGUGUGAAAAAGAGAGAGGGAGAGAGAAUAAAAAUAAACACAUUUGUAUUGUAGUGAUCAUUCACGAAUGCACAGUCAUGCUUUAGCUCAUUUUGACUUUGACGGUGAAAGUCAAUAGGCCAGGUCCUUUCACAGGUGGGAAGUCUGAGCUCCGAGAGGCUGUUCCUUGCCCCCGGCCUGCAGUUUGUCACAGAAGGGCUAGGAAUGGACCCCAGGGCUUCAGUGUCGGUUUCCCCACACCAGAAAUAGGGCAUCUGUACCAGUCACAUGAGUUGGGGUGAGUAACACCAACUGCUGCAUCAAAUCCACAAAUUGUAGUGGCCUAACGCAAGAGGAACACAUUAAUAUUUGUCACGCCCAUCACAGCGCAAUGCGGCGGGUAUCGGGUGGAGGCACCCUCCGUGCCACACAGUCACUUUGGCCUCCAGGCUUCUUCUUCUAAGUACUGUGAGUCUUAACCAGUCAGCCAGAGGAUAAGAAAGGGAGAGUGGAGACUGAGGCACUGCAGGUUUUCAUUGGCCAGGACUAGAAGUGGCGACUUUGCUUCUGUCCACCACUCGUUGGCAGGACUCCAUCACACAGUCCACCUAAAGACAGCAGGUGCUGUCAGAAGUGGUCUGUGAGCCCAAGAAGAAGAGAACACGGUUGCCGAGGUCACCGUGAAACAAGGCUGGUGGGCUCUCAACACCACUGCCCUUCCCACCCCCUCGUAGCAGGAGGCCGGCGCACUUACGGAGCCCUCCCGAGGCUCGUGGCUCCCUGGCCUGCUUUCUGAAGAAACAAGAUGAUAAUCUUGGCCCUCCAAGCUAUAGGCGUUUCUGAUGGAGGAAGGCAUGGGGAGAAGGGGCUUGUCACCACGUGUGUCCUCUCUUUCACGUGCAGGAGCCAGGGCAGGCUUGGGAGGUGGUGGGUCGCCUGGCUGGGAGCUGGGCCUGUCUCCGCGUGCGGGCCUUGCCCUGAACCCAGUUGCUCCCAGGCGCUCAGCACCCAGAGAGAACGCUGGCAGCUCUGCGGAGGGCACUCCCAUUUAAGACAGGGGUAGAAGCUCAGAGAAGGGGCUGAAGGGCAGGAAUUGCAGGAAACUAGAGGAACAGGGUCCCACCCUGGUUCUGGGGCUUGAGGUUGGCUCAUUCCAGAUUCCUUUGCUUCCUGCGAGGCCACAAGCCCCCUAUUCAGCUCAAUAGCUUUUGUCACCUGGAUUCUUCCGGAUCUCCACUGUGGGAUGUGAAGUUUUUUUAAACAUGGGAGGUGAUUUGUAAAACAGCCGAUAGCUUUAAUGACAAGCCUAUUUAGCUGAUAAAAUUAGACAUCAGAAGAAUAACUUAUGUUAUCCUUUUGCCAUAAUUUAAAUUUAUGGCCAACUACCAGUCCUGUUCACAGUGGAUGGAAAGGAGCCAAGGUCGAUCUCAGCUUUACCUUGCUCCUAAAUCAUUAGUUUGCAACUGUCUCUUGAUUUUUAUUGUUACCAACAAUGGCAAGACUAAUGGAAAUAAACAUUGGAUGCCAUCCCAACAGCAGAUGGGUUUCAAGGCAGGGCAGUCUGUGCAGACAGCACUAAUAGGAUGGGGCAAAGUUAUUGCUAUUGCAUUAGAUCCAUCAAGCUUCUGGCCAAAGUGUGCAUUGAUCAGGCCAAGGCCUGUGUCAAUUGGACUCCAUGACCAGACCAUUAAAGGCAGAGAAGCGCUGGGUGUGGCUGCCCUGCCUGGGCAUGCAUUAAAAGCCCAGCCCUGAGGGAAGGGGCCUGACUCACUCCAGUAAUGCAGCUGAGGGCUUCCCUGUGGGUCCCAGCUGAUUGGUCAGGACAUCGGAUUAGAAAUACUUAGCUCACAACUCGCACUAAAUGGGGUUGUGAAUGCACUUUAAUUCUCCCCACGCCUGGGGAUGGUAUUUUUUCCAUGGGGCCAGCUUGCCAGUGAAAAGUCUGCUCCAUCAAAGCCUCUCUCCCAGAGGCCUCGUCCCGGAGGCCAGUGCUGCAGCCUUUCUCCCCACUGUCUUCUGCAUCGCAACUUUGGGGUGCCUACUUGCGUGCAGGGGGUUGUUUGUUAUCCUGCUUAGGAGUUUCUGAGUUUCUUGACUCUGGGAGUUGAUGGUUUUCAUUAGAUUUAGAAAGUUCUUGGCCUUGAUUUCUUUAUUUAUGCUUUUGUCUCAUUCUUCCAUUCUCCUCUGGAGCUCCAGUGUGCACAUACAGUGAUAGUGCCUCCUGUCUCCAGCAUCCUGAUCUGCCCCCUCAUUCCUUCUCUCAUUCUCUCUCUCUCUGUCUCUCUUUUUCUGGCUAUAAGUUUUGGCAUUUUCUAUAGAUCUAUCUUUGAGUUUAACAACACUAUUUCUGCUAUGUCCAGUCUGCUGUUAAACCCAUCAAGUUUAGACACUGUAUAUUAAAGGUUCUAAAAGUUUGAUUUGAUUCCUUUCAUAGGUUCUAUCCGCUGAAACACUAUUAGUACAUUCAUUUUGUCCAUCUUUCCCCCUUUCUUGACAUAUUAAUUAAAGUUAUUUUGAAGUCCUUACAUUUAUCAACUCAAAUAUUUUUAUAGGUCAGCUAUUAACUGCUUUAUGUCUUGAUAAUUGAUCACUUUUUCCUGCUUAUUUGCAUAACUAAUAAUUCUCAUAAUUCUCAUCAUAUGCUACACAUUGUUGAUGACACAUUUUAGAGAUUCUGGAUUAUGUUAUCUUUCUCUAAAGAGUCAGUCCCCUGGAAAUGGGCAUUUUAGCAGGGAGCAGAGGAUGGCCCUCAAGAUAGCCCCAAGUGUGAACGGGCACCUGUACGUUGUUCCCUCCCAGCUAGGGUCCCAGAGCCAGCACAGAGCUCGUCAUAGACUCAGAAUUCCAUUUGGCUUACUGGACACAGAGUGAAACGGAGCCCCACAGAGGAAAAGGGACCUAUCCAAAGUCAGAGUGAGGGAGGGUGAUGGGCCUCCAGCCUGUGUGUUCCUCCUGCUCUCUCCUGGCCCUGCUGCCAUCAAGCUGCCCUGUGCUCUGUGGGGCCGAGCCACUUCCAUCUGGCCCGUAAGGCUGCAAGUUCCCUGCCAUAAGGUCCUAGGGGCUGGAAGCCAGAGGCGCAGACUCAGGCCCUGCUUUGCUUCUGACAUGCCAAGUGGUCUGAUCCUUCCCCACCCCUCACCCAGCACAGAAGGCUCCUUCCCACCUCCAGGCCUCAGUUCAGCCAUCUAAUUAAUAAGACCCUGCUGUGCUAGCACCCUUGACAGCCCUCCAGUCGACUGAAGGAAGCAUGUGCGGCUGUGUUAAGUACGGGAGGAAUCAGGAGCUGGGCUCCGAGGGUUUCGCUGGCCCUUUCUGAGAAGCCCCUGGGCUGUCACAGCCGGUGCCAGGGCUGAGAGUCAUUUGGCCCAUCUGCAGUUUCCCUCUAAGGAGUUAGCCAUUCCUUCUCAGGGUGACGCAGAGGGUGUCCAGGCACCUCACACCCUAUGGGUAUGAAGCUGGCCAAAAUCUGUCCUCAAAGCAGGUUGCCCUUUUUCUCACCCCCAUUCCAAUCCAUGCCAUGUGUUGACACUUCACCUCCUAAUACAUCUCUUAUCCUCUUAUCUCCAUCUCCACUGUCUCCACCCUAAUCCGUACCUGGUCCUCUCUGGCAUGGACUGUUGCAGUAGCCUCCCAGCUGGUAUUCCCCAUCCACCUGGCCCCAACCAGUCCAUCCUCCCUCCUGCAGUCAGCACAGUCAAAAUGCUCGCCUGGAUCACCAUACUGCCACUGCCACCACGCCAUCCUUCUGUUUGAAACAUUAAAUGGUUUCUUUUGCUCUUUAAAUAAAGGCUGACAACGUUAAAACACCUGAUGAUGGUCACAAGGCUCUGCCUGGGCUGGCUCCUGCUGACUUCCCUAGUCCUCUGUCUCUCAUGCACACCUCUGCCACAGGUACCACCCAGGUAGCCUCUCAGAGGAGACUUCUUCCCUGUAGUGCAGCAGCCAGCCCCCCUUGCUGUUAUCUAAUUUUCAUUUUCAUGCCCAAACAUAUAGCAGAAUUUUAACAUGGCCCCUACCAUGCUUCA
Messenger RNA from Microcebus murinus (gray mouse lemur), 6255 nucleotides. Lineage: Eukaryota; Metazoa; Chordata; Mammalia; Primates; Cheirogaleidae. The record is from RefSeq and is a predicted model, not a curated record.